GUCGAUUCCAGAAGUCGAGUUUUUUCAGCGAAAAGUCGAUUUACGCUAAACUGAGGGUCGACUUUUCCAUUCCUACUGCGUGUUUAUCAACAUCUUCCGACAACAUAUAGAAACAAAGUGAGAUAUUAAGAAGCAGAAACACAUAAUGAAGAUAUUCAUCGGUUGCACGCCAUUACUUCUUAUAAUUUUUACAGAGGUGUGUCAUGUGGUAUCCUUUAAUCAAAAGAAACCAUUGUCCCCGGUAAUAUUUAUUCCUGGUGAUGGCGGUAGUCAAUUGGAGGCUAAACUGAAUAAAUCAGAUGCGCCCUUAUAUUGCUCAAAAAAAGCCAAUUGGUAUAGCCUAUGGUUGAACUUAGAAUUAUUGGUUGUACCGCCAGUUUAUUGUUGGGUGGAAAAUAUUAAAUUAUAUUACGACAAAGCUACCAGAACUACGCACAAUUCACCUGGUGUAGAUAUACGCGUUCCUGGUUGGGGAGACCCUGAUGUCGUGGAAUGGAUAGACCCGACACACAACAAAGCGGGGGCGUACUUUAAGGAUAUUGCGAAUGUGCUUGUCGACUUGGGAUACGAGCGAAAAAAGAACAUACACGGUGCGCCGUACGACUUCCGCAAAGGACCAAGUGAACAUAACCAAUUCUUUAUUGAUUUGAAAAAGCUAGUAGAGGAUACAUAUGAGCGUAAUUCAAAAUUGCCAGUAACAUUUAUAUCGCACAGCAUGGGAAGCCCAAUGACAUUAGUGUUUCUGCAUCAACAAACCACAGAGUGGCGACGGAAAUAUAUAAAGAGGCAAAUAAGUCUCGCUGGUGCUUGGGCGGGUAGCAUGAAAGCUGUCAAGGUGUUUGCAAUGGGCGAUGAUUUGGAUUCAUUCUUCCUCAGUGGAAAAAUUUUAAAACAAGAACAAAUAACUAAUCCUUCCACCGCAUGGCUGCUACCAUCACCACUCUUUUGGCGCCCGUCCGAAGUCUUGGUGGAAACUCCGUCACGCGUAUAUACAAUGUCACAGCUGAAGCAAUUCUUUUCUGAUAUUGAUUACACAAUUGGAUGGGAUAUGCGACAAGACAAUAUGCAUUUCACAUUAAAUUUUAGUCCGCCAGAUGUAGAAUUACAUUGUCUCUAUGGUGAUGGUUUGGACACCGUCGAGCGUUUGCGAUACAAGAAAGACACAAUCGCUGACGAGACACCAAAGUUGGUAAUGGGAAAAGGCGAUGGUACCGUAAACCAACGUUCGUUGCGCGCUUGCCACGCUUGGAUCGGACGGCAAAGUGCCAAUAUUACAAACGUAGCUUUAAAUGGAGUAGACCAUAUGGGUGUUUUAGCGCACAAUGAUGUUUUGAAUUACAUCAAAAAUAUAAUGCAAACAUAAAUGUUGUGACUAUUAGUAAAUUUGUAUAUUAAUUUUUUGUACUCUAUUCUUUACAUUGACUUCUUUGUUUCAUGUCUUAAAGUUUAAAUUAGCGGUUAUUUUAAAAUAUUGGAUUUUAAUACCUCGAACAAACAACCAAUAUAAUUAAUUUUGAGAAAAUAGUCUGAAACGCGAAUCUGUAUAAAUUUUAAUUAAAAAUUGUCUAAAUUAGCAUGUCGUACAUAAUUAUGUACAUACACACAUAUGUAUUUAUGUACAUACAUACAAAGAUGUAUUAAUAAAGAAUAUAGUCCCGUCGUUUACGCGUAAAAAA
Molecule: messenger RNA, 1676 nt
Organism: Rhagoletis zephyria (snowberry fruit fly)
Lineage: Eukaryota; Metazoa; Arthropoda; Insecta; Diptera; Tephritidae
Product: group XV phospholipase A2-like
Biological process (GO): lipid metabolic process
Source: RefSeq, a predicted model, not a curated record